Molecule: messenger RNA, 1828 nt
Organism: Chenopodium quinoa (quinoa)
Lineage: Eukaryota; Viridiplantae; Streptophyta; Magnoliopsida; Caryophyllales; Amaranthaceae
Product: jasmonate-induced protein homolog
Exons: 3
Coding region: 231-671 (146 amino acids)
Source: RefSeq, a predicted model, not a curated record
AUCAAUCCAACAAUCAAAUCAAAUUAAAGUUGAUAAAUUAGCUUGAAUUACAAAAGCUAAAAUCUAAUAAUAAGAAAAAUGGGAUCAUCAACAAAGAUGAAUGAAACACACUUAAAGGCUAUAGCUGAGAUGGAAAAAGAGGUAGAGGCAGGAUACCAUUGAAUUCCAGGAGCCGAAAGAUUGGUCUGGCAACUAAUAGUGGUGGUCUGGCAACUACAAAAUGUUCUAUCAUGAAUUUUGGUGAGGAUACCAUUGAAUUCCAGGAGCCGAAAGAUUGGUCUGGUAGUGUUUUGGGCGAGUACCCUCCUCAAAUUAAGGCGAGCACAUCUGCCAAGUUUACGCAUCAAGGUGAUGAUGGUUCAAUGGGGGCUGUAGUUUAUGUUGGACCUCGUAAAAAGGGUGGGUCGACUGAAUGUGCAUGGGUCUUUGCAUGGUACACACCGGGCAAUGGAAACGCAAACAAGACUUACGUGGAAGUUGGGCCCGCUGAAGAUUAUCCUAAAGAUAACAUAGAUAGAUGGGACACUAUCAAAGAAAACCUUCUGAAAGCUCCCGGCCAUACAAGUCAUGCCAUUGAUAACGUCAAAACUGGAGCUGAGGCGUCUUCCAGCAUUAAGCCUGGAUAUACUUCUGUGGCCACUUCUGUAUUCGAUGUUGUUAAAAUCAAGUAAUCUCAUCUUAUCAACAACUAAGGGCCAUUGAUGGAGCUAUUACACCUUUUCUGUAUUAUUUUUAAUUAAAACUAUAUGUAUGCACCAUACCCUUAGUCGUUACUGCCUUAAUUUGCUUUUUGUUCUUGUGUGUUGUUAUCAAUCUAAGUGUGCUGCUUGCAACUUUGUAAUCUUUUUUACUUUUUUUUUUAUUGAAUCCGUCUUUUUGUUUUCCUUUAUUGCCUUUUCUUAUCUUGUCUCCUCGUUAUUUUAGCGUACAAUAAAUUACACUACAACACCUUGAUUGUUGAUCUUGUUCUUAUUUUUUAUACAUAUUAUUUUUGCAAAAAUACCUGUUGAUUCCAUGAAAAACACUAGCCAAAUUAAAAUCUUCCCUAGUGCAAGUUCGCCGUACUCAAAAUCAAAGAUAUGUCCUCUUUCGGUUGUGCUGUGGUUUGGAACUCACUGCCUUAGAACGAAACACGCCACCAGCGGUACACAUCUCCCAGUGACGCACGUCUCCCAAGUUUUAUACAACGACCUCCGUAAUCCGUGUACCCAAACUCAAAGGUUGGAAUUGCUCAAGAACUGUUCAGAUCUCAGAGGAUAGGUUUUUAUUUAGGUUUUGAUAUUAAUCAUUUAAUCCACAGUAUAGAGGAUAUUUUUUUUUUUUUUUUUUUUAACUUGGAUGGAAGGAGUUAGGAAGGAUAUGAAUUAUAUAGAUUUGCAUGAGGAUGAAGCAUUGGAUCGUAAGGGAUCAAUGGAGGAGGAAGAUUUUUGAAGAUGACUACACGAAAUAGUCAAAUUUGGUUUUUGUAGGCGACCCUACUUUUGAGAUUAAGGCUUUGAUUGGUUGAUUAGAUACUCAAUAUAUUUUUACUUAGAUACUCCAUAUAAUGAAUUUGAUGAAUGAAAAAUAAUUGUAAUAUAGGUAGGGGAUUAACCUCCUUUAAUUCACCAUCUACUUUAUUUAUCUUUUUAAUCUAUUUAAUGAGUUUAUCUAGUACAUUUUGUGUUAUUUUCAAAUUAAAUUAUCUCUAGGAGAUUUUAUUCUAUUAGUUUGAUACAUAUUUAUCAAAUUUUAUGUGAUAUAUAUAAUUUACAAAUAAUGUAAAUAGUCUUUGGACUUACCGUACGUGACAUGAAUUCUAAACUAGUUUUCAGUAUUAUAGGAGGAG